This is a messenger RNA of Chondrus crispus (carragheen), 1467 nucleotides long. RefSeq lists its product as hypothetical. The transcript has 2 exons. NCBI's taxonomy places the organism in Eukaryota, Rhodophyta, Florideophyceae, Gigartinales, Gigartinaceae. The coding region runs from base 1 to 909 and encodes 302 amino acids. The record is from RefSeq and is a predicted model, not a curated record.
AUGUCAAAGAGGGAAAGAGCAGAUUCCAAAGAAGAGGCUCAAUCCAGCGACCGUCUUCGCUACCAGAAGCAAAGUAUCUUGAGUGUGUGCUACCUCGGCUGCGAGGAUCCUCCCGGCCGUCCAUCGUUUAGCGAGCUUAAAGCGCGUCUUCGUCGUGCCUACGACACUGAAGAAGCAGCCGAGUUACUAUCAUUUGUUGAAGCCCGGGAGGGCGACACGGCGGCAUUCUGGUCUGAGCUGGACUCUGUGGACAUGGACCGGACCGCAGCCCUUCCGCUGGACGCGGACGUCUCGACGCACAUCCGGCUGCUAGCGAGACUAGAGACGGAGCGACACAUGGCCUCGCGGAUGCUGCUGCGCGAGAAGAAGCAGUUGCAAGGGAAGAAAAGAGGUCAGGGGCCGGCAGAGGUGUUCGAUGCAAAUGGAAGCGCGGAAAAGGCGCUCGAGCUGGUGGAAGCGCUGCCUCAGGGGAGCCGCGGCACUCAGGCGACACAUGAAGGGCUCUUCAAGCUGGGGCGCGAGGUGGCGGGCCGUGACGCGCCUCCGGAGCGGCAGGUCGAGUUUGGUAGGUGGAAUGCGUGCGCGGCGGGAGAAGGUUACUUUUUUAGGUUAUGCGCGACUAACGGUGUGUGUGUGUGUGUGUGUGUGUGUGUAAGUAGGGCUUUUGUUGGAGGAGUAUACGUUGGAGUUAUUGCAAGAAUACAGGAAGGAGGCCGGAUUGAAGUCAGAAAAUACAAUGCCGCCCCUGAUGGACGCGGCAGGGGCAGCGUCGUACGCGGACGUGUCCCAGCGGGAGGCGCAGAUCGCGACAAGGCUGCUGGAGUCGCUCGGGGUGCUGCAGGGAGCGGGAUACUUUCAGCGCGAGCCUCGACCGCGGCGAGCAGUGAAGCGAAGAAAACAGGAGGAUGAGAAGUCCUCGGAUGAGUACAGCGUGUAGCGGAUCACAGGAGACGAUGGAAUAGGCCUGCGUUGAGCAUGGCGAUGAUGAGGCCGUGGCCGCACCCCCAGAGGACGGCGUGGAAGCGUGGCAUGUCGUAUGGUAAGGUGGAGUAGAGGCCUGCGAUGAUGAGGGCGGGGGUGGCGCCGAGGGCGGCGGCGGUGGCGAGGCCUACAAUUGCCGAGGCCAAGGUGAGAAGGACUGCGCGCGGAAACGUGCCGGCGUGCAGGACGGAGGCGAAGAUACCUAGGGUGGCGUAGACUCCUGUGGUGACGAAGGCGGUGUACAGAAGGAUAGCGCGCCACAUGGACACGACGGUGGUGAGAUACAUGGAGCGUGUAGAGGGAGAGAGGAGGGAAGGGGAUGGGGGAGAGGAAGAGGCAGUGAAGUGGGAGCGGAUGGCCGGGUGGCCUCUUAUUCUCCGUCCACAGGGGCAACGUGUAACGGGCGAAUAUGAGCACCUGAUACGUGUGGACGUGUACGCGUGUACUGCGAGAAGUAAUGAAUAAACAGGAAGUCUUACACAUGGA